Ceutorhynchus assimilis (cabbage seed weevil) is the source of this 2225-nucleotide messenger RNA. The record is from the annotation of a GenBank genome assembly. Lineage: Eukaryota; Metazoa; Arthropoda; Insecta; Coleoptera; Curculionidae.
AAAAGAUGACAUGCGCGCGCAGCUCGUAGGCUGCAGUGUAGCCAGAUUGUAUUUUUGCAGAAUAAAUGUAGACAAUACAAAUCGAAUAUUAUAACAUAAAAGAAGUGAUAUAGUGUCAAGUGUUUUACAAUGCCUUAUAUCAGACAAAAGAAGAGUUUUAAAGUGGAUGAACAUCGUUUGCACUUUUAUUUUGAUAAAUGUUUCCUCCGGCAACAUCGCUCAAUGAAAUUGCAAAGGAAUAUGUCAAGUAUAAUCUUAAACGAAACUGCGGUGAGUUCAAGUAAUAUGUAAAGAAUUAGUUUGCUCUUUGUCAAAUUACACGUUACAAAGAAAGAAGGAACAAUUCAUUCUGAACUGGCCCCUGAAUAAGAAUAUGAUGCAAGCCUGUCACAAACUUGCUUCUCAUUCCUUCUGGGCACCGUUGCCGCAGAUGACUAUACCAAUUUUGAUGACUUUUACAAAAUGGUAACUGAUAAUAUUACAGCAGCUUCUGCCUACGUUCUACCUACAGAUAAUAGUGCCAUGCUUGAACUUAGCAGCAGUUCACCUGCAACUGAUAUAGAUCCAGUAGAUUUUAUAAUAAUUGGUGCUGGUUCCGCCGGUACAGUUUUAGCCAAUAGACUAACCGAAGAAGCAAAUUGGACCGUCUUAUUACUAGAAGCGGGAGGCUUAGACAACAAUUUCACAGACAUUAUUGGCCUAAGUAGUGCUUACACGAUAUUUUCUGAAAUUAAUUGGGGAUAUAAUUCAACUGCUCAAAGCAAUGCUUGUCAAGGUAUGGAAAAUAAGCAAUGCGCUUAUGCUAGAGGCAAAGCUCGCGGCGGUAGCAGCACCAUGGACCAUGGAGUGUACGCCAGAGGCAACCCCUUGGACUACGACAGGUGGAGGGAUUUGGGAAAUCCCGGAUGGGGUUGGGAUGAUGUUUUUCCUUAUUUUCUGAAAUCCAAAAACGCUGUUUUUGAGGGACAGGAUACAGAUUUUCACGGUCACGUAGGUUAUAUGCAGGUGGAUGUUACUUCGCAAACUCCUGGAGUGGAAGAAAUUAUUUCUGAAGCGUUCGCCGAACUAGGAAUCAACAGAGGUGACAUUAAUGGCAAAAACCAAUCCAGACUAGACCGCAUUCAAUUUACCUUGAACGGCAACACCAGAGCCAGCACUGCUCACGCCUUUUUGGAUGGAUUCCAAGAUGAAAGAACAAACCUACUCCUUUCGCUUAACAGUUUCGUUACGAGAAUUUUAAUUGAAAAAUCAACAAAAACGGCUUACGGUGUGGAAUUUAUUCGAAAUGGUGAAUUGUACACAGUGAAUGCCACUAGAGAAGUCAUUGUAUCCGGUGGAGCUAUAAAUACUCCUCAAAUUUUAAUGCUAUCGGGAGUUGGACCUGCCUCGCACUUGAGCGAAUUGGGUAUUGAUUUGGUACGGGAUUUGCCAGUUGGUGAGAACAUGGAAGAUCAUAUUGGGUAUACUGGACUUUAUUACAGAACCGACAAAACAUUUUGGAACAUAACAACAGAAGAAAUGGUACGACGUUGGACUGAAAACUUACGUCCUUUAACAGCAGGCUUAUGUUCCGAAAUGAUAGCCUUCACGAACGUAAAUAAUGGAUCAUUAGGUCGUCCGGAUACAGAAAUUGCCAUGCUCAACUCUGUAUUUCCUCCAGCGGGCCUAGCAAGUGCCUUCCAGUUAAAUGCAAAAUACGCUGCUGCCUAUGAUAAUACACUGCACGAUUGGUGGUUCAUUCAUGCUCUACAACAUCCCAAAUCCAGAGGGACCGUCAAACUACAGUCGAACGAUCCAAAGGAUUUCCCUCUGAUUGAUCCUAAUUUCUUAUCAGAUGAAGAGGGUUACGAUUUGGAGAUAUCUUGGGGCUCAAUUCUUACUUGAAUUAAACAAAACCGUUGCCUUCAAUAAUUACCCCGCCACAGUCCAUAACGUUCCGGUACCCGAUUGUGACGACAUCCACGAGCCUCUAUCGAAAGACUGGUGGGUUUGUGCCAUCAAGCAAUUGACAAUUUCCUUCUACCAUCCAAGUGGGACGGCACGUAUGGGUGAUUCUCCGGCGAAUUCUGUUGUCAACCACCAUUUGCAAGUGCACGGGAUCCAGGGUCUUAGAGUAGUGGACGCAUCAGUUAUGCCGGAAACUAUUACUGGUCAUAUUGGUGCCGCUGUUAUUAUGAUUGCUGAAAAGGCGGCUGACAUUAUCAAAGAACACUAUUAAAUGCUCC